Molecule: messenger RNA, 618 nt
Organism: Laccaria bicolor S238N-H82
Lineage: Eukaryota; Fungi; Basidiomycota; Agaricomycetes; Agaricales; Hydnangiaceae
Exons: 2
Coding region: 1-618 (205 amino acids)
Source: RefSeq, a predicted model, not a curated record
AUGACCAAAGGAAACUUCAAAACCUUCAAAGCUUACUCCCACAGUCCCUUUUUGGGCCGAAUCCUCUUACUGAAUUCCUCGACAUGUGCCACUCCAAGCCAACGUUUCAUGCCCAGCUCAAGCCCAGCCCACUUUCGAGCCUCCGGCACACAAGUGGCAUGCUCACCUGGCCAUAUGUUGGGGGUCCACAGUGAGAAUUAUGAGGAAGAGGACGAGCUCGGAAGUGAAGGUGAAGAUGCAGGAGUUCUCAAAGCGAGACCAGUGGGCGUUCGCAAUGACGAAGAAGCCGAGAAGCUACGACGCCAGGAUCUAGCAAUCGCGCAGAGCCUCAGUCUACGCGCAGAAGGGCACGAGAAAGUCGACACGUCCAUGCUUGAACAACCCCCUCUGAUCCAUCCGAUUGACGACGACGACAUCACUACACCAGCAAUUUCACCCAAGCUCAAACCCUCCAGGCAUCCCCAUACUUUACCGAAUGGCGUCCGCAUGCGCUUACCCCUCGGCACGAUCUUCUUCGGUGUAGAAAGAAUGAGUCAUCAGGCUGAGAAAGUGGGAGCGCCUUCUCUCCUGUCCUCCGACCCACGGCCCCUUGUCAUCUUCAACUCACCACGCCUCUAG